AUGUUCCGACUCCUCCCCCACGGUCUUCCAAAAGACCCGGAAUACCCAACCGAUCUAAAGCAGCUCGGCUACUUCGUCAACGACGACGACGAGAUCCGCAGCAUCGAAAACCCAAAGUAUUACUUCAAAUACUUCAUCAACCGCACCGAGCGCUACAACGAGCGCCAGCGAGAGAGUAUGAAUACCGCAAUCCGCGAAAUCGUCUCCUCGCGCCUUGCCGCAGAGGGCAUGCAAACCCACCUCCUCCCCCUCGGAGUCGCAACCUCAGCCCCCCACAUCCCCAUCCUCGCCUCCACCCACACCUCCACCACCCCCCGCACCCUCCUCCUCCUCGGCGACUCAGUCCAAGACCUCGGCAUCCUGGCCCUGCGCAUCAUCGGCGGCCACGGCGGCAUCAACGCCGGCUCCUGCGUCGAUUUCGUCAAGUACGUGCACAACCAGGCGGGUCGCCCAGCUGUUAUCUUGGCGAACUGUGGGAAGUUGCGCUGGAAUAGACGACAGGGAAAGGCGAUGACGAGGGUGUCUUGGGAUUCCCAGACGAGAGAGUCGGCCGUGCAUGAUGCGCCGCUUUAUGAACCGGCUGUGAAUACGGUUGAGGGGAAUAGGGAUCAGAAGGCGCAUAUUUCGUACCUCCUAUCCACCGUCGUACCCGCGCUGUGCAAGGAGGGCGGGAAGUUGGACGUCAUCGCCAUCGCCGACAGCGCUAGGUAUGUUUGUGAAGUCCUUGAUGAGAAUUGGGAGCAGCUGGGCGGGAGAAUGCAAAGUCUAGCCUGCGUAUUUCCCUUCCACGACAGCAAGGUGAAUCAAGACUCCGGAUUCAAAACGUUCUUGCUAGAGCGAUCUCGUGGAUACAUCAUGUCUGAGUCCCCUCCGGGAAUGGGAGUAUUUGGCCCAGACGGCGGGAGAGAGGCAUGGCAGUGGGGGUAUGGGAUGAAUGUCUAUGGACUCCCUGUCGAGGUGGCGGAGGAGAGUGUGUUUCCGAGACAUUUUAAGGGGAUUGUGGAUUGGAUGACAGAGGUGGCGGGGGUGGAGGGGUAUGUGAAUGAGAUGGUUGUUGAGGUUGAUGUUGAGGGGGUUGAGGAGGUGGAGGGGGAGGGGUGGGGGGAGGAGUUGGUGGGGGCGGAGAUUUGGGAGACGGAGGCGGGGAGGAGGCAGUUGAGGGGGGAGGUUGAUGGAGUGAACGAGAGUGAGGUUGAAGCUCAGCAAGUGAAGGAUGAGGCUGAGAAGGAUACUCCGCAGCCUCAGGAAGAGAACACCAAAGAGGUCACAAUCCAGCCCGAGAACGCAGCCCCAGCCCAUACCGAGGGUAAGGUUGAUGCUCAGAAGCAAGCAAAGGAGAAGGCCGAGAAAGGCAUAAUUCCCCCCCAACCCUCAACCACCAACGACCGCACAGCCCAAACCCUCGCAGGCGCAACAGCCAAACUCCAUCUCCUCGGCUACGACGGCGCCUCAGACGAUCGACCCUCCUCAACCAGGACCUCCAACACCACCUCUUCUACAUCCGCCUCUAUCUCCAGCACCUCUAUCUCCAGCAACUCUAGCACUUCUACGGCGAUCCCACCGGAGCGCAUGGAGAGGCUGCCGAGCUAUGUGGAGACGGAUGAGGGGGAGCCGCAGGUGAAGCUGAGUAGGGAGGAGAGGGCGGCGAUUUUGCAGAUUACGGUGCUUUCUUCGCCGGUUAGGGGGAAGGAGGGUGGUAAGGGGGAGGGGGAGGGGAAGUGA
This is a messenger RNA of Pseudogymnoascus verrucosus, 1722 nucleotides long. RefSeq lists its product as uncharacterized. Lineage: Eukaryota; Fungi; Ascomycota; Leotiomycetes; Thelebolales; Thelebolaceae. The coding region runs from base 1 to 1722 and encodes 573 amino acids. The record is from RefSeq and is a predicted model, not a curated record. Gene Ontology annotation, cellular component: nucleus. Gene Ontology annotation, molecular function: siRNA binding. The transcript has 3 exons. Gene Ontology annotation, biological process: regulatory ncRNA-mediated heterochromatin formation.